AUGGGUUUCUUUUCAUUCAUUGGUAACAUUCUCUAUUAUUUGAUCAAGACACCAAUUUGUUUGGUAUGGUGGGUGAUUACUCUUUUGUUCCACCCAAUCACCAUCUUGGUUGCAUUGAUUGCUUUGUACUUGGCAUACAACAACUCUCCACAAAAGCUUGAUAUCCCAUUCGUCACCAAGUUGGCACCAACUGCCCAACCACACAGAUCAUCAGCUGCCUCUAACCGUUCAGGCAACGUACCAACACCAAUCACCACCACCAAGGGAGGAAAGGGCAAGAAGAACUAA
Cavenderia fasciculata is the source of this 288-nucleotide messenger RNA. RefSeq lists its product as uncharacterized. NCBI's taxonomy places the organism in Eukaryota, Evosea, Eumycetozoa, Acytosteliales, Cavenderiaceae. The transcript has a single exon. The record is from RefSeq and is a predicted model, not a curated record. The coding region runs from base 1 to 288 and encodes 95 amino acids.